Molecule: messenger RNA, 1845 nt
Organism: Drepanopeziza brunnea f. sp. 'multigermtubi' MB_m1
Lineage: Eukaryota; Fungi; Ascomycota; Leotiomycetes; Helotiales; Drepanopezizaceae
Source: RefSeq, a predicted model, not a curated record
AUGGGAAUUCGUCAUUUGAUCACGUUCUUGCGUCCUUAUGCGACAACUCUCGAGUCUUUGGGUGGCCAUAAAGUUGUGAUAGAUGGCCCUUCCUUCGCUCAUCAGAUCUACUACAUCUGCCUACAAGCUUCACCAGGUGCAAAAAAUGCAUUAGAAGCAGCCCCGUCGUACAGAGAAUUGGUAAAUGUGGCUAUUGCGUGGCUUGAUGGCCUAAGGGAAAGCAAUGUUCAGAUAAUGAAGAUAUACUUUGACGGGUUCUUACCUCCAGGAAAGCUCGAAGUACGGUUGAAGAGGCUGAGAGAAAAUACAAACCGUCUGUCGAACUUUCAUGUUGCAUACAAAGAGCAAUGCAGGGAUUUCUCACCUGACAAUGCCAUGCCACAAUGCCUCGAACUUUUUCGGAAUCGAAGUGUACCUUCAUGCCUGACGACACUGCCAGCUUUACCAUUUGUGGUUCCCGCUAUUUUGGAAGCUUUGAAUGCAUCUAGCACCUAUAGGGGAGUCACUGAGACCGUUCCUGGUGAAGCAGAUCUGUAUUGUGCAAACCACCUGAAGAAAUAUGGCGGUAUCGUCUUGACCAGCGAUUCGGAUCUCCUGGUACAUGGCUUGGGCUCUAAGGGUGCAGUCAGCUUCUUUGGUGAUAUCGCACCCGUGGGUAACGAUGAACCAGACCAGCUUCGAACUCAGUGGUUCUCUCCAGCAGAUUUGAGUAUCCGGUUAGGGCUCCCGAAGUCCCACGGCUUGACUUCUCUGGCGUUUGAAAUGCACAUCGAUCCGCAUGGGAGUUUUCAAAAUUUGCUCAGCAAAGCCCGCUCUCUGAAGGCUGUUACAGAGCAACCACAAAUAUUUCAAGACUUUCUCAAGGAGUACACUGAAGUACCUGAUGAGCCUAUCAUCUCCGCUGAACAUGCGGGGACUGUCCAGGCUCUCAGAUCUCUAGAUCCACGGACCUCUGAAUACGUGCUCCAGUUCAACAGCCUUGCACUCAUCUCUGGACAGCCGCCGGUGAGUAGACAAGCUACUUCUGUGUCACCUCAUGUUUUUCUUCCAUUUCUACUUGAUUGUCCUGUUCGUACAACGGCCUGGGAGGUAUCAUCGGCUGUCAGACAGUUAGCAUACGGACUCGUCAACCUCAUUGUCCCUGACGAUGAGCAAGUCUCCUGGGUCUUUGAGCACCGGAAACAGAUCGAUCAAUCUAAGGGCCGUGGCUUGAACGUCGCUUCACUCUCUGAAGUGCCUGGAGCAUGUUUAUACUUGAUAGAGCGGUUUGAGCGUCUCCGUUUGAAGCUAUUAAACCUGAAGGAAAGCGAAGUCUGGAUUGCUGUUGCGUUACAGCAAGACAUAGAAUCGUCACACUCCAACUCCAAGACCCCUUCAAUUCAGCUCUUCAUACAGGCUUGGGGCAAACUUGAAUGUUCAGACGUAAAAGGGAGCUUCAGCUGGGACGUCGUCCAUUUCUUCGCUCAACUGCAGGCCACGUUAUUCUCUCUUCGGAUGCUCAAACAGACCUCCAACAUAGUCAUCGCAACCCGUUCUACCAAGAUCCCAGACUCAUUACUCAGACUGAAUCAGCUGUUGGAUUCUCUUCCGGCAUUGAUUGAGUACCCGAAUAAUAGAAGUGCGGCUUCGAUAUCCAGGAAAUCUGAAACCGCAACGUUUCUUGCCUUCAUCAAGCGAGUCCUGACCGCCUUGGAUUAUGAUUGCCAGCCACGAGUUUGUUUGCCAGCAGCCAAGGAGAAUAAGGCGUCCAAGAAAAAGCGGAAAAGAGAGGCAGCAGCCACUGAUACACCUGUCAGCAAAAUAAGGUCGAACAACCCGUUCGAUGUGCUUGGAGAUGACUGGUGA